AUGGGGUGCUCCCAUGCCGCCGGCCAACAGCCGACGAACGAGAUUCACAAGGAGGUCCACGACCUGCGAGGCGACUUGAAGGCGCUCCGACAUGAGCUGCGCGAGACGCGAAUGCAUCAGCGUCCAGCUACUGGAGACGGAGAUGUGGAGCUCAAAACUGGUGCCGACCCGGGUGGCUACUCACGUGGGAUGAGCCAGUUGACCAACUCCAUGAACGUGGGUCAGAAGCCCACGGAGGGGAGCGUCUCGCUGGACACGCCCAAAGGUUACAUCGCGCCAAUCGCUGAGCCGGCCAACGAGAUCUUGAGCUUCCUGUGGCCCCGAAUCUCGCAUUGGGCACACGAGCUGAUCACGAAGGAGAUCGGUCCCAUGGUCCGCUCAGCUUUGCCGUCGCAACUACAGGCGAGCCAAAACGGUCAGAAUGAAGGUUGA
Molecule: messenger RNA, 432 nt
Organism: Symbiodinium necroappetens
Lineage: Eukaryota; Dinophyceae; Suessiales; Symbiodiniaceae
Source: the annotation of a GenBank genome assembly